Epinephelus lanceolatus (giant grouper) is the source of this 3217-nucleotide messenger RNA. RefSeq names its product G protein-coupled receptor 135 (gene gpr135). The record is from RefSeq and is a predicted model, not a curated record. Gene Ontology annotation, biological process: G protein-coupled receptor signaling pathway. Lineage: Eukaryota; Metazoa; Chordata; Actinopteri; Perciformes; Serranidae. Gene Ontology annotation, molecular function: G protein-coupled receptor activity. Gene Ontology annotation, cellular component: membrane.
AAGCAGGUAGAGAGACACUGAGCAAGACAGAGAGAGAUGUGAGUGGAUGAGCUCGUGUCAGUUCGCAGUCACACCUGGGAUUUGUGAAGCUGGGCUCGUCUGGUUUCAGAGCUGGUGUUAGUGGAGAUAAAUCGAGGUAAAAGCGAGUGAGCGUCUUUUGUUAUUUUUCUUCAGAGAAAUCAACAGGGUGGGAGCUGCUGUCUCUCUGGCGGUGUUUUCUUUCUCCUCCAGCGGCGCUGAAGCAGCUGAGGAGAAAGAAACGGACUGACUUACUUCUCCUCUCCUUACCAAGGAUUUCAGAGGCCAAACUCUGAUAUGUGGGCCUACAGUGCUGACACCAGCGACAUGGAGUUGUGAAUAUACCGUGGUUCAGUGUGCUGUGUGCUCUCAGAAACCUCCAGAGGAAACAAGGCUUCUGCUAUUGAACCCGCUGAAACAUGAGGAAAACAAGCGUUUGGACCAAAAUGACAGUCAUGGCUUGUUUGUGUGGAGCUAAGUGUGGACACACUGUGGACACACUGUGACUGAGGUAACACGAGACACAGAGGGAAUACACAAACUACGUUUCACAGAGGAAUAACGGGCAUUUUAAGCAAAUGUAACAUGCCUCAAGAAAAUGUUCCCAUCCUACGACUCUGGCCAGAUUUUAUGGAAUGUAAACAAAUGACUUCCGAAAACCACAGAUGGAUGAUGAGUAACAGCUACGUUUGCAGCCAUGAAUCCAACAUGGACUGACUGUAAUCUGAAUGGAUGUGUAUGAGACAAGGGAUGACUUUUGUUGGGCUGUUUUCGUGCUCCUUCGAUGGAUUCGCCUGUUAGCACAGCCCUGCGGGGCAGCAGUGGUGGCAACUACACAGCUGACACCUCAGGUCCAAGCUUCACCAACCAGCUGGGAACCACCUCACCUGUAGUGCCAAGGGUUGUUUCCAUAGUGACCAGUCUAGUGACCGCCACCACAGAGGCCACAGUGGGAAACACAGGAAACCUAUCGACGUUCAGAGACCAAAGAGGGAGCGAGCUCAGUCAGAUCCAUCAGGCUUCAACCCCAUCGGUGCUGAGCGCCACUGAGAGUAAUUCUGUCCUGCAGGGCAUUACGGUGGCAACUCAGGCCCUGGUACUCCUUUCCAUCUUCCUCCUCUCCAGCCUUGGUAACUCGGCAGUUGUCAUCGUCAUCAUAAAACACAGACAGCUUCGAACGGUGACCAAUGCUUUCAUCAUGUCGCUGUCGUUGUCUGACUUCCUCACGGCUGUUCUAUGCCUGCCGUUCUCUUUCGUCAUGCUCUUCAGUAAGGACGGUAUCUGGAUGUUUGGGGAUCAUUUCUGUGUAGCCAAUGGCUUUUUCAACACCUGCUUUGGGAUCAUCUCCACCCUGACUAUGACCUUGAUCUCCUUUGACAGGUACUACGCCAUAGUCAGACAGCCACAGGCUAAAAUAGGACGCCAGAAGGCGACUCAGCUGUUGAUAGCCGUGUGGUUGACUGCAGUCAUUUUCUCUCUGCCUUGGUACCUGUUAGUUCGAACACCUACAGAAAUCCAUAAACAGGGUUUCUACCACUGCAUGUAUGUGUUCCAUUCCGGGACCUCACGCAUGGGGACUGCUUAUAGCAUCUGCCUUAUCGUUGUGUGCUAUUUACUGCCCUUCUCCCUCAUGUGUUUUUGUCAUUAUAACAUCUGUAAGACAGUUCGUCUCUCUGAAAUCCGAGUCAGGCCGGUGACAACGUACGCAUACUUACUGCGAUUUUACAGUGAAAUGCGAACAGCCACUACAGUUCUGAUUAUGAUUGUUUUCAUCAUUUUUUGUUGGGGGCCAUAUUGUUUAAUGGGGUUGGUUACAGCUUUGGGGGACUACACCUUCAACCCUGCAAUGGACACAGUGGCUAUCUGGCUAGCCUGGGCAAAUGGAGCCAUCAACCCUCUGAUCUAUGCCCUGAGAAAUCCCAAUAUAUCCAUGUUACUUGGGCGGAGCAGAGAGGAGGGCUAUCGGACCAGAAAUAUUGCCGCGUACCUCUCCAGCCAAACCCAGAACCGUGAGAUUCGGCUCAACCAAGCCGAAAGGAUAAGGGACCGCUACGUGAGUCGCGUAGGGGUGAAUAAUAACAGCCGACUGUCAAGUUCAAGUCCCGGAAAAGGAGGAGGGGGAGGAGAGGUGGCGAUGUGGGCUUGUAAAAACCCUGCUGUGUUCUUCUGCAGGGAUGCCCAGCCUGACACUGCAACACUAGCCAACUCUGUCAGUGCUCCGAAGAUGAAGACAGCUGACACUAGCCUGUGACAUUCUGAAGAAUGCUUAACAUCUAAUGAUUGUUUUCAUCUUACCUGUAUGUGUUGCUGUGGUUCUAGAGAAUUCUAUUACCAGUCUGUGACAUUUUUGGAAAUGGCUGAUAGUAUUUAUGUCUCUUUGGAUAAUACUUUGAAAAAUGUUUGAUUCAACCACCACUUGAUCAGAUUUUGUUCCAAGAAUCAAAAGGAUUAUUUAAGUUGUUCUUAUACCACUGUUACAUUACAGAACUGUUUAUACAAUGUCUGAAGACAGUGAAAACUCAGUGCAAUCAGCUGUUUUACAGUAGAUAGGAAAAUGAAAUUCCAUCCUGAUUUCAGAGGACACCAUUAAGUCCUCUCAAGAUCCAAGGGACCACCUGAAGGACCUCUGGAAUCCCUUGUGAUUAAACAUGAAAGGAAUGCAAAACAUUUCUGUAGAAAACCAUGACAGUUUUGUGCUUGUGUUACAAAGGUAUUCAUGUCAGCUAUAUCAUAUGUAAAUGCAGCAUGUGGAUGUGGACAACUGAUGAAGGAUCUCCCAUUUCCUAAAUCCGAAACCGUCCAUGCUUAAAACAUAUAUAUUUGUACUGUACUUGUCAUUUUCAGACUGUACUCUCAAGAAAAUGACACAAUCUGCCAUUUGUGUAAAUGCUUAAAAUGUCAGUUCCUAAUAAGCACCCUCUUGCUGUCAUGUGAAUAAUGACUAUGGGCUGCCCUUCUUCAGAACUGACGGCCUGGUCAACCAGGAAGUGGCACAGUGAACUCAUCCACAUAUCUUGGCAAAACUAGAAUGACUUUUGGUAGUAUGCCUCUGCAAACCAGCCAAGUUGCAGUUCCAGUUUACAUCCAUGUCUGUCCAGGCACAUACAUUAACAUGCAAAAGUUGUGGCAACCCUGGUCAAAAUGUCAUUUACUGUGAAUAGCUGAGCAAAUAAAAAAAUUGCCUGAUUUCCAAAAGGCA